Talaromyces atroroseus is the source of this 1485-nucleotide messenger RNA. RefSeq lists its product as hypothetical. Bases 1 to 1485 code for a protein of 494 amino acids. Gene Ontology annotation, biological process: tRNA wobble adenosine to inosine editing. Lineage: Eukaryota; Fungi; Ascomycota; Eurotiomycetes; Eurotiales; Trichocomaceae. The record is from RefSeq and is a predicted model, not a curated record. Gene Ontology annotation, molecular function: RNA binding; tRNA-specific adenosine-37 deaminase activity. The transcript has 3 exons.
AUGGAGGGGGAGAAGAAUACUAUCCCUCUCCAAACUCGCAUCGCAGCGCUCGUCCAUGCCCACUUUGACGCUCUGCCUGCACGUUACAAACCAUAUACUCGCAACGAUGGCUCUAAAGAAUGGAUUCCCAUGAGCGGGUUUGUUGCUGUGCGAGGACAGAAUACUCCUGCAGAAUCACUAACAUGCAUUUCCCUGGCGACCGGAGCGAGAUGUCUCGCAGCGUCUCAAAUCCCCAAAUGUCAUGGACUGGUCCUUCAUGACUGCCACGCUGAAGUGCUAGCCAUUCGUGCUUUAAAUUACUGGCUCAUCAAUGAAUGCUUGUCUGUCCUAAAGCCCGAGCAGCAAGACUUUGAGAAAAGACCAUUUGUUAGAAGACGAGUGGAGAAUGAAUUGCACAAUGCCAGCCCUCCUUUCGAAAUAUGUCCAGAUAUCAAUAUCUAUAUGUAUUCGACUUGUGCUCCAUGUGGCGAUGCCAGUAUGGAGCUUUGUAUGGCCGAACAAGAGGAUUCUACACCUUGGGUUGUUCCACCUGCGCCAGCGCCAGCGCCGACAGAUGACGAGACAAAUGAUGAAACUAAAGAAAAAGACCAACAACAAAUCCUCCUGGAUGGUAGAGCAUACUUUUCAGUCCUCGGUGUUGUCCGUCGCAAACCAUCCCGAGCAGAUGCCGAACGUACCCUGAGCAAAUCCUGUUCGGAUAAGCUGGCACUUCGACAGGUGAUUUCGUUGCUUUCGUAUCCGGCGAGCAUUCUCAUUGAGCCCACGAGUAGUGCAUACAUUACUGCGCUCAUACUGCCAGAGGAGGAAAUAUCUCAGGCAGGAUGUGCUAGAGCAUUUGGGGGUGGCCCAACGGGCCGAAUGAAAGAUCUAGUCGGCCGUGUUCUACCACCACCACAAACUGCUGCAUCACCAAACACUCAACUGGAAUAUCGCUUCCGACCUUUUGAAAUUAUGUCUGUUCCAAUGGACACAGUAAAGGUUAGGUGGCCAUAUGGGAAAUACAGAUCAGACAAUACUGCGAAUAAGACGAAGAAGGCCAGCAAUAAGCCUUCAAAUCUCUCCGCUGUAUGGAUUGCGUCGGCUUCAUCUCUCAACCCAUAUCAAGUCUGCUAUGAUGUUCCGACUGCCGAAUAUAAACCACGAGUAAGUCCGCAGUCCACGGCAGUCCUUGAAUGUAUCACUGGCGGCAUAAAACAAGGAGGCCAGCUGAAAUCGAUGACUUUGCGAGGGGCAUCUGUUCUUUCGAGAGUCAAAAUGUGGAAUCUACUUCACGAGGUUAUUGCGCACGUCACCGGUGAAGAAGGAAAGAUUGAAUCAAGUAGCUAUGCUGAAUUCAAAUGGAAUUUUCCUUGGCUAGUUGCCAGAUCACUGGCCAUGGACGAGGCGAAGCAUGUGCUUAGUCCAUGGAUUCCUAAUUCCGGAGAUGAAACUUGGUGCAGAGAGGAAGUUCUAGCUCUAGCACAGGAGAAAAAGAAAAAGAAUUGA